Messenger RNA from Urocitellus parryii (Arctic ground squirrel), 1047 nucleotides. It is a transcript of the gene Psrc1, whose product is annotated as proline and serine rich coiled-coil 1. Gene Ontology annotation, biological process: mitotic metaphase chromosome alignment. The record is from RefSeq and is a predicted model, not a curated record. Lineage: Eukaryota; Metazoa; Chordata; Mammalia; Rodentia; Sciuridae. Gene Ontology annotation, molecular function: microtubule binding. Gene Ontology annotation, cellular component: spindle pole; spindle microtubule; microtubule cytoskeleton.
GCGGGGUGGAAGGCGGGGCACGCAGACCUUCCCCAGUCUAAGCUCACUCGCUCCUGCUGAUUGGACAUGGAGGGUUUGGAGGAAGAUGUCAAGUUUAUUGUGGAUGAGACCUUGGACUUUGGAGGUCUGUCCCCAUCUGACAGUCGUGAGGAGGAAGAUACAGCAGUAUUGGUGACUCCAGAGAAACCACUCCGACGGGGCCUCUCCCACCGAAGUGACCCAAAUGCAGUGGCCCCUGCACCCCAGGGUGUGAGGUUCAGCUUAGGCCCUCUUAGUCCAGAGAAGCUGGAAGAGAUCCUCGAUGAAGCCAACCGGCUGGCAGCUCAGUUGGAGCAGUGUGCCCUACAGGAUCGGGAGAGCUCAGGUCAGGGCCCACGGCCUCUCCGAGGGAAGCCCAGCCCUCGACGGGAGACCUUUGUGCUGAAGGACAGCCCUGUCCGAGACCUGCUACCCAAUGUCAGCUCUUUGGCUUGGAGUACACCCUCCCCAAGCAGCCUGACACCUCGGCUCCGGAGCAGUGAUAAGAAGGGGUCAGCCAGGGCUCUUAGAGUGACACCUGGAAAGAGGCCCUCCAGUGUGAAGAGGGAAUCACCCACUUGCAAUCUGUUGCCUGCAUCCAAAAGCCCAGCAUCAUCUCCUCUUGUACAAUCAACUCCUCCACUCCGGGGCAAGGCUGGGCCCAAUGCAAGGGCAACAGCAAGGCCACCUACCCAUGUCAGACAAGCCUUGGCUCCACAGCCUUCAACCAGCAACUCUCAACGCCAUUCUCGGCCACAGGGGACAGCUACUAAGGCUUCCAGUCGACUCCCUGUUCCUUCAGCUAUCCCCAGGCCCUCUAGCCGAAUGCCACUCACCAGCCGGAGUGUACCACCUGGCAAAGGUGCCCUCCCUCCGGAUUCUGUGUCAACUCGAAAAGGGCCUCUAAGACCAAGCACUGCAGGGCACAAAGUUCCUAUUUCCCAGCGACCAAACCUUCCUGCUGCUAGUGCCACUCGCAGCAAUCUGCAGCCUCCUAGGAAAAUUGCAGUCCCUGGACCUACCAGGUAA